AAGAAGAAGCGGGAGCCACAACAAUAACACACAGCUAGCAAGACUGACAAGAUCACCUACGAAAUGUCCCGUUUUUAGCUUGUAAAUCCUAUUUCACCACACACAGUCAAAACGUUUCCGUGAGCAGUCGAAAAUACAUCUGCACGGAGGAGACUUCAGGCUCCAUGUUGUGCUGUCAACAGAAAUAACAUGCUUUGGUUGUUGUGACGCGCAGGCAAUAGAAGCUAACUAGCUGCACCGUUAGCUUGUUUACACCCAGUCCGCUCCUCUUUUUCGGUUUUCUGUUUAAUGUCACCGGGAUCUGGUACCGCGCGCAGACAUGGAGAGCUUGUACAAGCGCAAAAUGUUCGCGUCGAUGCGGAAAACCAAGGUGGACGCAUCGAAGAAGCGACAGAUCGGCCUGCCCGCCUCAAUCUUGGACGACAGUGACGAAGGGUCCUUCACCUCCUCCUCCUCGUCUGGAUCCCAAUCCGACUUCCACAGCUCCCCGGAGGAGGACAGCGAGCAGGAGGACCGGGGCCGUAGCGAUUCCGGGGCGACUUCUAGCGACGACAGCCGCUCCGUGACCCGCAGAAAGCGCUCGUUCCUGGGAGGCGACGACAGCUCCUCGUCCUCCAGUCCCGGGGAGGAGGAUUCAACUAAUGAUGAGGAUGGGGACAGGAGCCAGCCGAAGAGGAUGGUGCAGCCGAGGAAGCGGAGCAGGCUACAGCGGCAGGACGAGUCGGACUCGGAUCAUGCGGAGGAGAAGCGGAUAGAGGAGGCGGAGAAGGCGAAGAGGAAGCAGAGACACAACAAGCUGAUGGCGCUGUCACGGAGGAUGAAGGCCCGGGUCCCGAAUCGGAGGAGAAGCCGCCUUAAGCAGGGUGCUAGUGAUGAGGAAGAGUCCAAAGAAGGUGAGGAAGAGGCUGGUGGUAAUGAAGAUGGAGGCGGAGGAGAAAACGGCAACAAUAAACAGGCUGCAGAAGUUGAUGAAGGAGGCCAAGAGAAGGUGGAGAAAGAGGCGGAAGAAAAAGAAGAGGAGGAGGAGGAGAAGUAGACCCAUUUAGCGAAGGAGUUUGAAUGUGAAGAACUAAACCAUCUGAAAAUGACUCAUAACUGUUAGUUUGUACAGUUAUUUUUUCUCCCGCAGCAUUUAAAGUGGAAAACAAAAACACUAAAAACUGGAGAUUUUCACCAGGUUUUUGUUGCUACAGAAACAGACAUUGGUGAAAUGCAACAUAAAGAUGUGCAGAUGAAUUAGACAGCCCCGUUGACCCGUUAAGCAUUGUUUUUGGUGAAAGAAGUGGAGCCUGAAUUGGGUCGCAGCUUUAGAGCCAUGCUGAGAAAAGUGGCUCAUGGAUACGUCACUCCUGGGCCAGUGCCAUAUGAUAAUUCAAAGUGAUCUACCCCUGCUGAUCUACUGACAUGUGUCAAGUCAGUUUUAUUUAUUAAUCCCAGAGCAACUUAUCCCAGUUGUUAAUCCCAGAUAGCUGUCAUGACACCCAUGUUCCACUGACAGGUGUGGUUUUUCACUGGUAGAUAUUAAGUAAAACUGUGAUAAUGUGAACUUGGUCUAAGUUAUUGCAGUUAGUCCUUGCUACAUAUUCUACCCACAUGGCUAGUGGAGUGAGUGUAGCCUGUUGGACAUUGUUUAAAUUGCAGCUUAUUAAUUAAAUUUAGUGACAGUGUUGAAUAGUAACUUCAUUAUUUUUCAACCUGGGGCCAAUUUUCCCAUGUUUUUGUGUCUAAGUGUCUAAUGGAAACAUCGAUUUUUGAAAUUGGUCCAGUAUUGAGCAAGAGGGCUGCAGGCAGCAGCAGUGAAACAGGCUGCAAUGCAAUCCCUGGGGGAAAUUGAGCACCGUCAGUGUAAGUCCACUGAAAGCGUUUGUUUUUGCCACUGACAGGCUCAGAUUGUUAUUGUAAGUGUCUGAAAACCUUAUUGAAAGAUUGGAAGGACCCCAACGUCUUUGUUAAAAAGUCAGAUCUUUUUGUUUAAGCAGAACAGCCCUGAAAUGGCUAUUGUCAAACACACCAGACUCCUUUUAGAUAAACUUAAAUUUUAUCAUUGUAAAACACACUUUAUUUAAAGUGGACAGAAACAAAAUAAAACUAUAAAUAAUAAAAUAAGUGCUCAGUUGCCCCCAGGGAUUACAUUAGUCUAUUUCAUCGUUGCUGGCUGCAGGACUCUCUCAAUACUGGACCAGUUUCAAAAAUUGUCUCCUCUAGCCACAUAGACACAAAAAUCCGUGAAAAUUUGGUCCAAGUAGUUAAAUUCCAAGGUUACCCUUUAACUGUACAGCAUGUCAGUGAUUUAACCAUGAAUGCUAGGUGCCAGUGCAUUAUGUCAGAUAUCCAUAGCUUUUAUUAUAUUCUAGUAUUCCUUUUUUUUUGUUUUUUUAAUUAUGUGUAGAGGUGUUAUCACUCCGUGGACAUCAGUCGUACUGUGGGACAAAAAUAAUUUCAACAAGGUUCACUCACUGGCUUUUUCCAGAGCUUUUAGCCUUAUUUCAUGGUUUUUGAGACCACAAGAAAAACAAAAAGAAGUAGUUGCUGAAAGCUCCACAAACAGCUUGUAAGUCGACCUUCAGUUAAGGACAAUAACAAAUUUUCAUGCUCAAAUGAGAGACAUGUUGUUAAUAACAGGCAUACAUCAGUAGAUCAUCAGCAGCGUACCAACAGUUAACAGUGGUUUAUGACUUAACUGGCAGAGUGAUGUGCUAUCAGUCACCUUUUGAUGUGAAGGCUGCUGCAGCUUCAGUGUUGAUUUGAGUAGAGACUCUGCUCCAGAGGCUUUAUGUUUAGUGUAUCUAGUGUUUCUGCUUUAUCAGUGUCAGCUGACUGUCUGUGGAAUGAGAAACUCACUUGGCUGAAAUAUUAGUACAGAUGCUGAGAACACUGAGCCCAAGAGAUUUCCCAAGAGAUUUGUUCAAACAUCAAAGGUAACAGACUGUGAACAUGACAACUCUAGAAGAGAAGUCAACUACAAGUCUGGAGUAUUGCUAUAAGAAAAAUCCAGUCAGAAAGCUCCAGGUUCUUGUUUAGUUUCUGUCUGUAGUGACAGAGCAUUCUGAACAUGAUGGAUGCUGGCUGCCGAGGCUUCUGGGUACUGCAGUAUUCAGAGACAUUGAACAUACCCAACUGACAGCGCUAAGAUUCUUCUUUGUUGCACUUUCCUUCUUUUUUAUUUACUUUUUAGUUCAAACAAAAGAUCAAAUCACACUCUGUUCUGCAAAGCAGACAUUUUAUUAGAUUUUUUUAAGGGUGUUUGCAGAUAUGUCUGUAUCUUUUUGGUAGUUUUGUCCAUCUCUUCUGUGAGUUAUAAGUAUAUUUGACCGGGCAGGCACUCUGAUUGCAGCUUCUCCAAUGAGGGAAUUUGCUUUUUACAAUGGUUAAAUUAAUAUCUUUGGGUUUUGGACUGUUGGUUGGACAAAUGAAGAUAUUGAAGAUGUCACCUUGGACUUAGGAAAGAGUCAUUGAGAUUUUUUCUUUUUUUUUUUUAACAUUUAAUAGCAAAAAUAGUUAAUUAGAAGAAUAAUUUGCAAAUGAAUUGAUAAUGAGAAUAAUCCUUUGUCGCAGGCGUAGGUUAUAAACCAGACCGUCCAAAAAUGCCCAGAGUGUGUGUGCGAGACUUAAGCUCUGACAGUUGAGUUGUAAUGUAAGUUUUGUCAUUGUUUAGAGAUGUUCUCUGGUGUUAAAUGUAAAGGUCCGCUGACUCCUGGUCGAUGACUUUUGAAUCUUUGCUCAUUAAAAAAACAUGACAUGGUGGCUGACAAGAAAGAUGGACAGAACUAUCAAAAUAAGAUUCAGCCUAAAAGAAACCAAAAAAAAAAAAAAACUUUAACAUGUCAUCAGAGAUUUCUCCUAAAUGCAGACAAUUGAUUACAGUUUGCUUUUUGCACUUGCUGAAAGCACUUGUGUUAAUGUUAUUAACAUAUAAAUACAGCAGGAGAAGGGGUGCAGUGUUUCCUGUAAAUAGAAUUCAUUUGGGCGGCCCACCUAAAAACUUUCUUUGUACUUUUCUAUCUAUUUAUUUCUCUCUAAAAUCUGUUACAGUGCUGCAUUUAUGUGAUAAUGUACAUUUUACUUACAAUGUCCCUAAUCCAAAGUUUGCUCUUUUUAAAUAUUCCCUUAAUCCUUGUUCCUUCCUUUCCUUAUUUCCUCCUUCCUAUCAAUAUUUCCUUCCUUCCCUUUUUCCUUCCUUCUUCCUGUGUAAUGGUGCGUUUAAGUGCAGUCACAGACUGGAAAAAAGAACUCCCUAAUCAUAAGCUCAGCAAAUAAGCUGGCAGCUGGUGAGAAACUGAGCUGUAGAGGAUGUUCUUUUAUGCCCAGUUUUCAGUCUGCAGCUGUUCAAACUGAACCGAGAGACGGUUUAAGAGCCUUGUGGCCUUUUCUGCUUUUCACUCAUCUGUUGGACUGAGUAUAUUAUACAGAACAGUGAUGAUAAACACACAUUCGUCAUAGCUGUCGUGGUCUUUUAUUGCUGUAUAAAGCUCUUCAGACCAACCUGCCCUGUUGAAAACACCUCUUUUAUUAAUAAAGUUUCUUUUUUU
This is a messenger RNA of Epinephelus fuscoguttatus (brown-marbled grouper), 4529 nucleotides long. RefSeq names its product coiled-coil domain containing 82 (gene ccdc82). Bases 320 to 1036 code for a protein of 238 amino acids. The record is from RefSeq and is a predicted model, not a curated record. The transcript is spliced from 2 exons. NCBI's taxonomy places the organism in Eukaryota, Metazoa, Chordata, Actinopteri, Perciformes, Serranidae.